AUGGCAAAAAAGUUAACUGAAGGUAGAAAACCAGGGAGUGGUAGGAAAAAAGGUACUGCAAAGACUUUAGCAGAAGGUAGAAAAGUUGGUAGUGGUCGUAAGAAAGGAUCUGGUGGUAAAGCUAUUGGUAAAACUCUGGCUGAUGGUCGUAAAGCUGGUAGUGGUCGUAAGAAGGGUAGCAAAAGUACUUCAAAAAUUGAUGAUAUUAAUGCCAAAACUCCUGAAGACUCAAGCCUUAUAAGUGCAGUUGAUGCUACAAAUCCAAAUUCAAUAUCACCAACUAAUAAUCAACAACUAUUGAAUAGUCAUGAUUAUAUUGUUCAACAAACGUAUAAUCAAAAUCAAAGUUAUGAAAAACAAAUCUCACAACUCACGCAAUUGAAUCAAAUGCAUUAUAUUGCUAAUCAUGAUCCUCAUCAACAACAAUCACAUCAACAUAUUCAACCUUCACAAUAUCCAACAUUAGGGCAUUUUGCACCACCAAAUCAACAACAAACACAUCAAAGUCAGCAGAUUCCACAUUUACAACAAAUGCAACAUCAUCAACAUCACAUUCAUCCUCAACAUUCAAAUUCACAAUCUCCACAAUCUACAAACCAAAUACUUAAUCAACAACAUUUAAAUCAAUCACCAAAAUAUAAUGAUAUAAAAUUGAUUAUGAAUGAUUUGAACGGUAAAGGAACGAUAGAGAAUACAAUUUUGCCUUUUAAUAGAAGCCGACAAUGA
Molecule: messenger RNA, 726 nt
Organism: Hansenula ciferrii
Lineage: Eukaryota; Fungi; Ascomycota; Saccharomycetes; Phaffomycetales; Wickerhamomycetaceae
Gene: DAT1
Product: Dat1p
Exons: 1
Coding region: 1-726 (241 amino acids)
Source: RefSeq, a predicted model, not a curated record